Messenger RNA from Aspergillus puulaauensis, 951 nucleotides. RefSeq names its product Mpv17/PMP22 family protein. The transcript is spliced from 2 exons. Gene Ontology annotation, cellular component: mitochondrion; membrane; cytoplasm. The coding region runs from base 1 to 951 and encodes 316 amino acids. NCBI's taxonomy places the organism in Eukaryota, Fungi, Ascomycota, Eurotiomycetes, Eurotiales, Aspergillaceae. The record is from RefSeq and is a predicted model, not a curated record.
AUGAGACCCUCACCCACCUUCUUUCUCCGCCGCCCAACCCUCGCACCCUCCAGAUCCUCCGCACCCCCGCGCUUACGAACAAGACGAUAUGAAUCAACCACACCUCCGAAACCCGACCCUGCGCCUAAAAGCGAGACCCCGAAGUCUUCCCCCUCGCCAUCGAAGUCACAACCAAGUCCUGCUCCCACCCCGCAUCCAGAAGCGCCCCCAGCAGUGCCCGCGCGGUCGGGGCCACGAUCGCUGCGCCAGAUAAUCCAGGCAGGACCUGUGGGAAGGCUAGGCCGGUCGUACUCCCGGCUUCAGGAGACGAGGCCGUAUACUACCCAGAUCUGUAGUUCGAUUGUGAUCUAUUUGUUCGGGGACCUAAGCGCGCAGUAUUUCUUUCCUCCGGAGAAGGCGUCGAGUGCGGCGCAGAACAAGACCACUGAGUCUGGUCAGGGUGAAGAUGGUGCUGCGGUUGAGGUGGGUGGGUAUGACCCGUGGAGAACGAUGCGCCAUUUGACCGUGGGUAUUGGAUCAAGUAUCCCAUCAUAUAACUGGUUCAUGUUCCUGCACAACCACUUCAAUUUCACAUCCAAGUUCCUCUCCAUCCUCACCAAGGUCGUCGUCCAGCAAGUCGUCUUUACUCCCGUCUUCAACACCUACUUCUUCAGCGUCCACUCACUGUUAUCUGGCGCGUCGUGGGAAGAGACACUCGAGCGGCUCCAUGUCGCUCUGCCACGAAGUAUCGUGAACAGCGCCAAGUUUUGGCCCAUGGUUACGGCAUUCAGCUUCAUGUACGUCCCGCCGCAGUUCCGGAACGUUUUCUCCGGAUGUAUUGCGGUUGGGUGGCAGACCUAUCUGAGCUGGUUGAAUCAGAAGGCCGCCAAGGAGGUAGAGGGUGCGUUGACGGAGCCGGCUUCGUCGUCGUCGCAAGUCAGUGAUGGGAAUAGAGUCCCUAUUAGGGCAUAG